AUGAGGGGUCAUUUCCGGAAGGCUCGCGUUAAGCCGAAGUAUAUCGUGAAGGAGUUUCCUGUUACCCCCGAUGCACACGUCCCUGUCGGAACGACACUUUCCGCCAUUCACUUUGUACCUGGGCAAUUUGUGGAUGUGAUUGCUGAUUCUAUUGGGAAGGGAUUUCAAGGCACGAUGAAGCGAUGGAACUUCAAGGGUUUGCGUGCAAGCCAUGGUGUUUCUGUAUCACAUCGUUCAGCCGGUGCGACUGGACAGCACCAAGACCCGGGUAGAGUCUGGCCCGGUAAGAAGAUGGCAGGCCGACUGGGAGGCGAACGAACUACUGUCCAGAAUCUUCCUGUGGUCCGUGUUGACACGAGCCUCGACCUGAUUUUCGUCAAGGGCGCAGUGCCAGGGGUUGACGAUGCACACGUCCUUGUUCGCGAUGCAAAGAAGAAAAUGCUCUGUCUCGCAAAUGCAAACCAAGCUAAAGGUCUUUACGAGAGUGUCCUUCCCAAGGGUGUGGAUGAUCUACCUUUCCCCGCCGGGACUAAGGAGAUGGUUCAAUCCCUCCCUCCCGUAAUCGAAGCUCCUUCAAAACGGAGUAGCCCAUUCAUUCCCAGGGAAUAG
Molecule: messenger RNA, 609 nt
Organism: Suillus fuscotomentosus
Lineage: Eukaryota; Fungi; Basidiomycota; Agaricomycetes; Boletales; Suillaceae
Product: translation protein
Exons: 4
Coding region: 1-609 (202 amino acids)
Biological process (GO): translation
Cellular component (GO): ribosome; mitochondrial large ribosomal subunit
Molecular function (GO): structural constituent of ribosome
Source: RefSeq, a predicted model, not a curated record